This is a messenger RNA of Plodia interpunctella (Indianmeal moth), 1159 nucleotides long. RefSeq names its product supercoiling factor (gene scf). The coding region runs from base 173 to 1138 and encodes 321 amino acids. The transcript is spliced from 7 exons. Gene Ontology annotation, cellular component: endoplasmic reticulum. The record is from RefSeq and is a predicted model, not a curated record. Gene Ontology annotation, molecular function: calcium ion binding. NCBI's taxonomy places the organism in Eukaryota, Metazoa, Arthropoda, Insecta, Lepidoptera, Pyralidae.
AGAACAUUUCUGUAUCUAUCUCGCUCGUCAGUCGUCAUCUCAUCUCGGCCAUCUCCAGCAUCCCGCCUGCUUUCCUGUAGUGUCCCCGAUAAACUGACUGAACUAUUCGGGAAGAAGGAAGUUUACGUGGCUAGUGUUGACGUGGCUGUUUACAGCAAGACUGAACAUAAAAAUGCUGAGGUCUUUAUUCAUGGCCCUAGCGGUAUCAACCGUUUUCGCGGGGUUGCCCACAAACGAAGAGACAAAAAGAAUGAUGGACCACCUUUCGGACGCCGAACACUUCAAGAACGAACACCAUAACAAGCAGUUUGACCACGACGCUUUCCUUGGGGAAGAUCAGGCCAAGACCUUUGACCAGUUACCUCCGGAAGAGAGUAAAAGGAGACUAGGAAUCAUCGUGGACAAAAUAGACACGGAUAAGGACGGGUUUAUCAACCCCGUGGAACUGAAGGACUGGAUCCGCUACACGCAGAGGAGGUACAUAGAUGAGGAUGUUGAGAGGCACUGGAAACAGCAUAAUCCUGAUAAUGAGGAGGCUAUUAAAUGGGAGACUUACAAGAAAAACGUGUAUGGAUUCAUGGAUGAGAUGGAUGAUAAGGAGAUGACGGCUCCAAACAGCGAAGCGUAUACUUUCGCGGCUCUCAUGAAGCGGGAUCGCAGGCGGUGGCAUUACGCUGACGGAGACCAAAACGACGCGUUGAACCGCACCGAGUUCGCGGCGUUCCUGCACCCCGAGGACCACGGCCAGAUGCGGCCGGUGGUCGUGCUGGAGACCCUGGAGGAUAUCGACAAAGAUAAAGACGGCAAGAUAUCGCUGGAGGAGUACAUCGGGGACAUGUACCAGCCGGAGGCGGGCGACGAGGAGGAGCCGGACUGGGUCAAGCAGGAGCGGGACCAGUUCACCGGAUACAGAGACACAGACAAGAACGGGUACAUGGACGAGAACGAGGUCCGGUCGUGGAUAGCGCCGCCGGAGUUCGACCACGCGGAGGCGGAGGCGCGGCACCUGGUGUUCGAGGCGGACGCGGACGCGGACGAGAAGCUCAGCAAGGCGGAGGUGCUCCACAAGUAUGACCUCUUCGUGGGCUCGCAGGCCACAGACUUCGGCGAGGCGCUGGCCAGGCACGACGAGUUUUAAAUUUGGAAUGUGAAAUAAAAU